Leptosomus discolor (cuckoo roller) is the source of this 8289-nucleotide messenger RNA. NCBI's taxonomy places the organism in Eukaryota, Metazoa, Chordata, Aves, Leptosomiformes, Leptosomidae. The record is from RefSeq and is a predicted model, not a curated record.
GGCCUGGCCCCCCUCGACAGCCGCCACACCGACGCCGAGGUCGCGGAGAGCUGGCGCAAGGAGAAAGAAACGUUGGAUGCUCUGGUAAAGUCUGAACAUAUGACAGAUGAGAUCAAAACUCAGUUAAAUGAUCUUUGUAGAUUUUCCAGAGAUUUGAGUACUCAUUCUUCAAAAGUUUCAGGGUUGAUUAAGGAGUAUAACAGCCUCUGCCUGCAAGCUUCAAAAGGAUGUCAGAGCAAAGAGCAGAUCUUGCAGCAAAGAUUUCGGACGGCUUUCAGGGACUUCCAGCAGUGGGUGGUCAAUGCAAAAGUCACCACAGCCAAAUGCUUUGAUGUGCCUCAAAAUAUCAGUGAAGCUUCAGCAAGUCUACAGAAAAUACAGGAAUUCUUAUCGGAAAGUGAGAAUGGGCAACAAAAACUAAACCUGGUAGCAUCCAAAGGAGAACUGCUGUGCUCUGUUUUACCAAAGGAAAAGGCUAAAGUUAUCCGGGACAAAUUGACUACCGCUAAAGACGACUGGAAAAAUUUUAUGACCACCCUCCACCAGAAGGAAUCUGCCUUGGAGGACUUAAAGAUCCAGAUGAAGGACUUUGAGGCAACUGCUGAGCCUCUGCAGGAGUGGCUGACCACAACAGAGAAGAUGGUGCAAGGAAGUAGCAGUCGGCUCCAUGAUCUUCCUUCCAAGAGGAGAGAACACCAAAAGUUGCAGUCUGUCCUUGAGGAAAUAAGCUGCCACGAGCAUCAGCUCAACAGGCUAAAAGAGAAAGCUCAGCAGCUGUGGGAAGAGCAAGCUGUCAGCAAAAGCUUUAUGCGCAGAGUGUCUCAAUUGUCUUCUCAGUAUCUUACUCUGAGCAAUCUGACAAAGGAGAAAGUUUCCAGAAUGGAUAGGGUUGUAGCGGAGCACCAGCAGUUCUUGCAUAGUGUCAAGGACCUCCAGGACUGGGUGGCUGAUGCAGUUCACAUGCUGGAUUCCUACUGUCAUCCCACUGCAGACAAGAGUGUUCUGGACAGCCGGAUGUUAAAGCUAGAGGGACUGCUAGCAGUGAAACAAGAAAAAGAAAUCCAAAUGAAAAUGGUUCUGACAAGAGGAGAAUCUGUUCUACAAAAUACUUCUGCGGAGGGAGUACUAGUGAUUGAACAGCAGUUGCAAACCCUGAAGGACAGCUGGGCUUCUCUUCUGUCUGCUUGUAUCCAGUGCAAGAGUCAACUGGAAGGAGCUCUUUCCAAAUGGACAAGUUACCAGGAUGAUGUUCGUCAGUUUUCGAGCUGGAUGGAUAAAGUAGAAGCAAGUGUGAAUGCUUCUGAAAGGCAAUAUGCUGAACUAAGGGAAAAAACAGCUGCCCUCAGCAAAGCAAAGCUACUCAGUGAAGAGGUGUUGAGUCACAGCAGCCUGUUGGAGACCAUUGAAGCAAAAGGAAGUGGGAUGACUGAGCAUUAUGUCACUCAGCUUGAACUCCAGGACCUUCAGGAGCGGUAUAAGUUCCUCAAAGACAGAACAAGGGAGGCAGUAACAAAAGCUGAAGGACUGCUUAACUUACAUCAAGAGUACCAAAGAAAUCUGAAGGCCUUUGAAGUAUGGCUGGAGAAGGAACAGGAAAAACUUGACUGUUCAUCACAUCUUGAUGGUGAUGCCCAGAAACAGGAGGCAACACUCCGAGACUUACAGGAACUGCAGGUCCACUGUGCAGAAGGACAAGCAUUAUUGAAUGCUGCUGUCCAUGCCAGAGAGGAGGUGAUUCCUUGGGGCAUUCCCCAGAUAGAAGACCGAACUCUGGAAUCCUUACGGCAGGAUUGGCAAGUUUAUCAGCACAAGCUUUCUGAAUCAAGAAGCAAAUUAAAUGCCACUGUGAGCAAACUGAGGUUAAUGGAGAAAAAAUUUCAGAAGGUUAAUGACUGGCUAACAGACCUGGAGAAGAAAGUUGCUAUCAGGACUGGGAGGCAGUCAGGUAGAGCAACAAAGGAGAUGCAGCUUCAACAAAUGAAGAAGUGGCAUGAAGAAAUUACAAUCUACAAAGAUGACGUGGAGGAAGUUGGAGUAUUGGCUCAGCAGAUACUAGAGGAAAGUCUCACUGCAAGUAGAAUGGGAAGCCAGGCUACACAGCUUACAUCUCGCUACCAAACUCUUCUUCUUCAUGUCUUGGAGCAAAUAAAGUUUCUGGAAGAAGAAAUACGCUGUAUGGAGGAGUCAGAAUUGGCUUUUAGUGCUUACACAAAUUGGUACGGAGCAACCAACAAGAACUUCAGAAAUGUGAUCACCAAGUUUGACGUGGUUGCCAAAACAGCAAUGGAGAAAAAAGUACAGAAACUAGAGCUGUUAUUGAGUGAUAUGGACAUAGGCCACAGUUUAUUGAAAUCUGCCCGUGAGAAGGGGGAGCGAGCUAUAAAGUACAUGGAAGAAAAUGAAGUUGACCAGUUAAGAAAAGAAAUUGGCGAUCACGUGGAACAGCUUGAAGACCUGGCUGGCUCCAUCAGGAAAGAGCAUAUGACUUCAGAGAAGUGCCUUCAGCUGGCAAAGGAGUUCUCAGACAAGUACAAGGCACAGACUCAGUGGGUCACGGAGUAUCGAGCUGUGUUACAUGCUCCAGCGGAGCCAAAGAGCGAACUCUAUGAGAAGAAGGCCCAGUUGUCCAAAUAUAAGUCCAUACAGCAGACUGUUCUGUCCCAUGAGCCUUCAAUAAAAUCAGUGAUUGAAAAGGGCGAAGCACUUUUUGAUCUAGUGAAUGAUGUGACUCUUAAGAACAACAUUCAAGACCUUCAGAGCAGUUACCAGGAACUCUGCAGCACAACAAAGGCAUAUGUUGAAAACUUAGAGGUGAGAGUAAAAGAACACGAGGAUUACAAUAGUGAUCUGCAAGAAGGGGAGAAAUGGUUAUUGCAUAUGUCCAGCAGGCUGGUCAGCCCUGACCUCAUGGAGAGUAACAAUCUUGAAAUAAUCACUCAGCAACUAGCUAACCACAAGGCUAUCAUGGAAGAAAUUACAGGAUUUGAAGAUCGUUUGAACAGCCUUAAGUGUAAAGGCGAUUACUUGAUCAAUCAAUGUGCAGAACAUCUUCAAGCAAAAUUUAAGCAAAACAUACAAAGCCAUCUUCAGGGGAUGAAGGAUAGCUAUUCUGCCAUAUGUAGCACAGCUCAAAGAGUAUACCAGAGUUUGGAACAUGAACUCCAGAAGCAUGUUAAUCAUCAGGAUACUCUACAACAGUGCCAGACUUGGCUGUCUACAGUGCAGUCAGAGCUAAAGCCAACUACCUGGCCGCCUUUCAGCCUGGCAGAUGCAGUUAAACAGGUAAAACAUUUCCGGGCUCUGCAGGAGCAGGCCAAUACAUACUUGGAUCUUCUGUGCUCCAUGUGUGAUCUGUCAGAUGCCACAGUGAAGAGUACAGCAACAGAUAUUCAACAAACAAAACAAACGAUUGAGCAAAAGAUAAUGCACUCACAGUAUUUGGCUCAAGGUUGGGAAGAGAUCAAACAAAUGAAGGCUGAGCUCUGGAUAUAUUUCCAGGAUGCAGAUCAACAACUACAGAAUUUGAAAAGGAGACGGGCAGAGUUGGAGCUAAACAUUGCCCAGAAUAUGGUACUCCAGGUUAAGGAAUUCAGUCAUAAGUUGCAGUCUAAGCAGUCAGCUCUUACCUCUGUGACUGAGAAGAUGAACAAGCUAACCCAAGGACAGGAAUCACCUGAACACAAGGAAAUAGGAGAACUGAGCAACCAGUGGCUGGACCUCUGCCUUCAGGCACACAGUUUGCUUAUACAGAGAGAGGAGGAUCUGCAGAGGACGGGGGAUUACCAUGAUCGCAUGAAUGUAGUUGAAACUUUCUUGGAAAAGCUCACAAAAGAGUGGGACAACCUGGCUAGAUCUGAUGCUGAAAGUACAAAUGUGCACCUUGAAGCUUUGCAAAAAUUGGCACUGGCACUACAGGAAAGGAGAUUUGCUCUGGAAGAUUUGAAAGAUCAGAAACAGAAGAUGACAGAACAUCUGAAUCUUGAUGACAAAGAAUUAGUAAAGGAGCAAUUUGGUCAUUUCGAGCAACGCUGGACUCAGCUGGAGGACCUUGUCAAAAGGAAAAUUCAAGUUUCUGUUUCAACUUUAGAAGAACUCAGUUUGGUGCAUUCCAAAUUUCAGGAACUAAUGGAAUGGGCAGAAGAGCAGCAACCUAGUAUCUCAGAGGCUCUUAAACAGAGCCCUCCUCCAGAUUUGGCUCAGAGUCUUCUCAUGGAUCAUCUUACUAUUUGCAGUGACCUUGAAGCCAAACAAAUUGUUCUGAAGACGCUUGUGAAAGAUGCUGAUAGGGUGAUGACCAACCUAGGGCUCAAUGAAAGGCAGGAGCUUCAGAAAGCACUUUCUGAUGCACAGUACCAUGUAGAUUGUCUCAGUGACCUGGUUGGCCAGAGGAGAAAGCACCUGAAUAAAGCACUGUCUGAAAAGACCCAGUUUCUCAUGGCAGUCUUUCAGGCUACAAACCAAAUUCACCAGCAUGAGAAGAAGGUAACGUUUCCAGAACACAUUUGUCUGUUGCCAGAAGAUGUGAACAAACAGAUCAGGACUUGUAAGAAUGCCCAGGCUAACCUGAAGGCCUAUCAAAAUGAAGUCACAGGGUUGUGGGCUCAAGGAAGAGACUUAAUGAAAGAAGCAACAGAACAAGAAAAGAGUGAAGUGUUAGGUAAACUGCAAGAACUACAGAAUGUGUAUGACACCGUUUUACAAAAGUGUAACCAGCGGUUGUUAGAACUGGAGAAAAAUAUAGUUUCCAGGAAAUAUUUCAAAGAAGACUUGGAUAAAGCUUGUCAUUGGCUAAAACAAGCUGAUAUUGUCACAUUCCCAGAAGUCAAUGUAAUGAAUUCUAACUCUGAACUAUACAGCCAGUUGGCAAAAUAUCAACAGAUUCUUGAGCAGUCUCCAGAAUAUGAGAAUUUGUUGCUUGCACUGCAAAGAGAUGGCCAAGAAAUCCUACCGUCACUUAAUGAAGUGGAUCAUUCUUAUCUAGAUGAAAAACUUAACAUUCUCCCUCAGCAAUUCAAUAUUGUCACUGCUCUGGCAAAAGAAAAAUUAUAUAAGAUUCAGGAAGCAAUUUAUGCCAGAAAAGAGUAUGCCUCUUUAAUUGAGUUGACAAGUAAAGCUCUGAUUGAGCUAGAAGAUCAGUUUGUUAACAUGGACAAAGCUCCAGCUGCUAUUUUAGCCAAAGAAGCUGCGUCACUCCAGCAGGCCUACAGAGAUCUCUUGGGUGAAGUGGUGAGCCUUGGUGCAGCAGUGGAUGAACUAAACCAGAAGAAGGAGGCCUUUCGAAGCACUGGCCAGCCAUGGCAACCAGACGAGAUGUUAAAACUUGUCACACUGUAUCACAAGUUGAAGAGGCAAAUAGAACAGAAAAUCAACCUGUUGGAAGACACAAUAGAAGAAUGCCAGGAGCAUGAGAAAAUGUGUAUGCAGUUUGAGGCACAACUAGAGGCAGUGAAGAAGGAGCAGAUUAAGGUAAAUGAGGAAACUCUUCCCAUAGAAGAAAAGUUGAAAAUAUACCAUUCUCUGGUGGGCAGCUUGCAAGACUCGGGGAGUCUCCUGAAGCGAAUAACUGAACAUCUAGAAACCCUUUCCCCUCAGCUUGACUCAUCUGCAUGCGAGACAACGAAUCACCAAGUGCAGUCUUGGCAAGAGAAGCUAAAGUCUUUGCAUGCUGCCAUUGGUGACACUGUGAUGGAGUGCGAGAACAGACUUGUGCAAAGCAUAGACUUCCAGACAGAAAUCUGCCGCUCACUCGACUGGUUGAGAUGGGUGAAAACAGAACUUAAUGGAACAUUAAGUUUGGACCUCAAACUGCAAAGCAUCCAAGAAGAAAUCCGAAAGGUUCAGAUACAUCAGGAAGAAGUGCAGUCAAGCCUGAGAAUAAUGAAUGCACUGAGCAAUAAAGAGAAAGAGAGAUAUAUGAAAGUGAAGGAGUUGAUACCUGCUGACCUGGAAAACACUCUUGCUGAGCUGACAGAACUAGAUGGUGAAGUUCAAGAAGCUAUACACAUGAGACAGGCUACCUUGAAUAAAUUAUAUAGCCUCUGCCAAAGAUACUACCAAGUGAUGCAGCUAGCAAAUGACUGGCUUGAAGAUGCUCAGGAAUUUCUGCAUUUAGCAAGAAAUGGUCUUGAUGUUGAAAACUCUGAGGAGAACCUAAGGAACCACAUUGAAUUUUUCAGCACAGAAAGUCAGUUCAGUAACCAUUUGAAGGAGUUACAGGGCCUUGUGUCUGAGAUAGAGCCCUUUAUCCAAGCCACAGCAAGAGAGCAGCUGAUGCAGAAUGUAGCUGCAUUGGAGGAAAAGGCCAAAGGGACAAAGCAAGAAGCCAAAACCCAGCAAGAGCAGUUACAAAGGUGUGCUUCUGAGUGGCAGGAGUACCAAACAGCAAGACAGAAGGUUAUUGAAGUGAUGAAUGAGGCUGAGAAAAAAUUAUCUGAAUUCUCAGUAGCUAAAGCUGCUUCUUCUCAUGAGGCAGAAGAGAAAUUGCUAACACAUAAGACCCUUGUGUCUGUAGUGAAUUCUUUCCAUGAGAAGAUCACAGCCUUAGAAGAAAAGGCUUCACAGCUGGAAAAAGUUGGCAAUGAUGCCAGUAAGGCAACUAUAAGCAGAUCCAUGACAACAGUUUGGCAGCGCUGGACACGUCUCCGGAAUGUAGCUCAAGAGCAAGAGAAAGUUUUGGAAGAUGCAGUGCAGGAAUGGAAGGACUUUAAUGAUAAGAUUCAGAAAGCCACUGUAGCAAUAGAUCAGCUACAAGGUCGCUUACCAGAAAGCUCAGUGGAAAAGGCAUCCAAGUCAGAGCUCCUGGAACUCCUUGAUUACCACAGCAAUUUUCUUCUGGAGGUGGAUCACCAGCUGUCAUCUUUGGGUCUGCUUAAACAGCACGCUGGCAGCAUGCUUCAGGAUGUGGAAGUAAAGUCUCUGUCUCAGGAGGAGCUACCGGUCGUGCAAGAAAUCAAAGCAAUGCAAGAUCGAUGCCACAAUAUGCAGCAGAAAGUGAAAAAAGGUGUGAAGAUGGUGAAACAGGAGCUGAAGGAGCGCGAGGAGGUUGAAGCAGAGAUUAAUGUUGUGAAGUCCUGGAUCCAGGAAACAAAAGAAUAUUUAUUAAGCCCUGAUGCAGAAGUGGAUACUCAACUUCAGGAGCUGCAGUCUCUCCUUGGUGAAGUAAUUACUCAUCGCCAGGCUGUUGAAAAAAUGGCUGAACAACAACAGAAUAAAUACUUGGGGCUUUAUACCAUUUUGCCUUCUGAACUCUCUCUUCAUUUAGCAGAAGUUGGGCUGGCCCUUGUAACUGUACAGGAUCAGAUUCAAACCAAAGAAAGAGAAACUCAGCAGAUCAAAACAUUGAAUGAAGAGUUUGGUCAGAAAAUCCAGGGGGUAGCAAAUGAACUAAAUGCCAUUCUUUCCAAACUGAAAAAGAAAACAAAUGAUAUAGCAGAAGCUAAACUGGAACAAAAGAUGCUUGGUGAAGAGUUGGACAACUGCAAUAUAAAGCUGUUGGAAUUAGAUGCAUCAGUUCAGGACUUUGCAGAGCAGAACGUGCCACUGGCUAAGCAGCUGGCUAACAGGAUAGGAAAGCUCACUGCAUUUCACCAACAGACCGUACGGCAGGCUGAGUACAGAGCAGCCAAGCUCAGUCAGGCUGCUUCACACUUGGAGGAAUACAAUGAGAUGCUGGAGUUCAUAUUGAAAUGGAUUGAGAAAGCAAAUAUACUAGUGCACGGUAGUAUAACAUGGAAUUCUUCCUCUCAACUUUGUGAUCAGUUUAAAGCCUACCAGACUAUGCUUGAUGAGUCUGGAGAGAUUCAUGGGGACCUUGAGGCCAUGAGUGAGAGGAUUGAGUAUCUGGCAAGUGUAUACUGUACUGAAGGAAUGUCACAGCAAGUGCUGGAUCUGGGGCGGCGGACAGAGGAAUUGCAGCAGGUUAUCAAAGUGCGGCUACCAAGUCUCCAAGAUGCUGCUAAGGACAUGAAGAAAUUUGAAGUUGAGCUGAGAGCCCUGCAGGCUGCUCUGGAGCAAGCCCAAGCCACACUGACCUCUCCAGAGCUCGGGCAUUUGAGCUUGAAAGAGCAACUUUCUCACAGACAGCAUCUGUUGUCUGAAAUGGAGUCACUGAAACCAAAAGUUCAUGCAGUACAAGUCUGUCAGAGUGCCCUGAGGAUUCCUGAAGAGGUGGUCACCGGCCUGCCAAUGUGCCACAGUGCCCUCCGGCUCCAGGAGGAGGCCAGCCGCCUGCAGCACACUGCCAUUCAGCAGUGCAACAUCAUGCAGGCAAGUGUAACUCCAUCCCAUAAG